GAUGUUGAUCCCAUGGUAUCUGUGAUGAAGGUUGAGAAGGCCCUGUUGGAAUCAUAUGCUAUCAAACCUCCUAAAGGAGUUAUACUUUAUGGGGAGCCGGGAACUGGAAAAACUUUGCUUGCCAAGGCAGUGGCAAACUCAACAUCAGCAACUUUCUUGCGUGUUGUUGGAAGUGAAUUGAUUCAGAAAUACUUGGGAGAUGGCCCAAAAUUGGUCAGAGAACUCUUUAGAGUUGCAGAUGAUCUUUCACCAUCAAUUGUCUUUAUUGAUGAAAUUGAUGCAGUUGGCACAAAGAGAUAUGAUGCACAUUCGGGCGGUUAGCGUGAGAUUCAGAGGACAAUGUUGGAGUUGCUCAAUCAGUUAGAUGGUUUUGAUUCAAGAGGAGAUGUCAAAGUGAUUCUUGCGACAAAUAGAAUUGAGAGUCUGGAUCCUGGAUGAAUAGACAGGAAGAUUGAGUUUCCUCUUCCCGACAUUAGAACUAGGAGCUGAAUUUUUCAGGUACUUUGGUUUGGUAUAUUAUCUACAAAACUAUAUAUAUUUUUUUAUUUUUUGGACGUGUGGUAUUAUUUAUGUGAUCUUUGUAAUCAGACAAUGUCCUCAUUGGACGAAAUCAAAAUAAGGAGUUUAAAGGUACAAUAUACUCCUUGAAUUAGUGUGAUCGAUAUUCACACAAAGAGUGUGUUGUGGUUGUAU
This is a messenger RNA of Mangifera indica (mango), 693 nucleotides long. RefSeq names its product 26S proteasome regulatory subunit 4 homolog A-like. The coding region runs from base 13 to 321 and encodes 102 amino acids. Gene Ontology annotation, molecular function: proteasome-activating activity; ATP binding; ATP hydrolysis activity. Gene Ontology annotation, cellular component: proteasome regulatory particle, base subcomplex. The record is from RefSeq and is a predicted model, not a curated record. The transcript has 4 exons. NCBI's taxonomy places the organism in Eukaryota, Viridiplantae, Streptophyta, Magnoliopsida, Sapindales, Anacardiaceae. Gene Ontology annotation, biological process: proteasome-mediated ubiquitin-dependent protein catabolic process.